AUGGAAUUCCGUACAUGGGAGAAAGUAGCAAAAGAAAAGAAAGAAGAAAUGAUUAACAAAUUACGUAUUGUCGUAGCGAAGAAGAUUGGGGUUAUUUGUGAGAUUAUUGGGAAUCGGAUAAAGCAAAAGCAAUAUGUUGAACAAACAAAACAUAAUCGGGGAAAACUUGUUAUUCCAAGUAGAGGAGGCUCAAGAUCGAUAGCAAAUCACAAAUUUUCCAUGGAGGCUUUAAGUGGACCUGUUAUGAGGAAAAAGGAUAUACAUCUCUUAUCAACCGCAGAAACAUCUCAAUCAACCUCAAAAGAUGAAGAAGAUAUGAAAAGUAAGGUUGUUGCACUUGAGGAGGAGGUUCGAAUAAAUGAACAAAAAGUCAAACAAAGUGAGGAAAAAUGUGAAAAAAUGUUCCAAUUUAUUUUCUCGAAGUUCCCAAAUUCUCAAAACAUAUUAUGUCCACCCGAUGAAGACGAAGCUCGUGCGUACGAUGACAUAACAGAUCUAUCAGAGCAAGCAUAG
This is a messenger RNA of Lactuca saligna, 513 nucleotides long. Lineage: Eukaryota; Viridiplantae; Streptophyta; Magnoliopsida; Asterales; Asteraceae. The record is from the annotation of a GenBank genome assembly.